AUGGAUCGUGUUUUACUAACAUCGUGUCAGGCAGCCGGAGUGAAUGAAAGUGUCAUUUCAAUUCUUGAAGAUGAGGAAGUAUGUAUUAUAAUAACGAUAUUACUGUAAAUCAUUAUAGUGGUUUUUAUCAAAUGAUGAUUGUUUAUAAUUAAACAAGUUGGCGGCCAUUUUGAAUUUCGAUUCCUGGUGAGACCACAGAGUAGAUACAUAUACAGAGUUAUUAUAAUUAGUGUACCCACUAGAGGUGUGCAAAUCCGAUCUAGAUUUGGUCGGAUUUGGGAACAAAACUUUACAUUUUGGAUUGGAUCGGAAUGAUAAAGUUGUUUCGUAGUCUGAUCAGACUUUGAUAUUUGAAAUAAAAUGAAUUAAUUAUCCACUCAUUAUCGCAAGAAUUAAUUAUCCAUGCAUAUUUUGAUAAAGCAUUAUUGCGGUUGUCACCAGGGUUGGGUGGUAUUAAAAAAAUCAUCUCACGAUUAUUGUCAAGGAAAUGAUCACAAUAUUCGAUAAUAUUGUGAUAAAUGCAAUAAAAACAAUGACCACAUGAUCCGAUCCAAUGCACACCUCUAGACCUAGUACCCACUUUUUUGUGCGCAUGCUCUGCAAGUUACUAGAUGCAUGCAUCCCAUUGGAUGGCGGCUCACUUUAAAUUAACUGCUCGUUGAACUUGUGAGUGCACACAGUUGAUCAUUUUUUACACCUGAUGAAAGUGGUUACAUAAAAACUUAGUUUCUGCAUUAGCAUUGAUCAGCAUGUGCUUUCAGCCUACUGUUUAUGCUGUCGAAAUUCGCCUUGGCUGGCACUCCGUAAAUGCCGAGGCAAGUUACGAUUUUUCAUAGUUAAAAAAUGCCGAGGCAAUUCCACCCGUUGUACCUUAAAUAACAAACUACAGCGUCUGCCGGUUCGGUUUUUUUUUGCUUAGAUUUACAAACUACAGUGUUCGUCUUUUGUAUCACUUUUUUGUUCGAAUUGUUGUCAUUGACGUUGGGUGAACAACAGAAGAUUUCAUUAUUUUAUUCAUAGCUACUUUACAAAAUAUUUAAAUUUGAGCUUUUCAGUGUCGGCUUCGGCUGAAAUAAAGAACAAUCUUGAUGGUUUAAAGACAGCACAUCGAGAAACUUUGUUUUAUCUAUUAGACGCAUGAUUACUAUCAAGUUUAUUCUUGAUGUCGCAUGAUUACUAUCAAGUUUAUUCUUUCAUACUUACUUAAUUACCACUAACAGGAAUUUGUAAAAUAACAACAAAUUGUCAAACAUCAGAAUCUACGCUCGUUAUAAUAUUUGUUUGCAAUAAUUUUUGUACUUUAAUUACAACUGCCGAUGUGAAUGCCGAAGUAAUUGCCGAAGGAAUUUUAGGGAUUUCAUUAUGUGCCCCGGCAAACUCGAAAAUUAUCGAAAGACUUCGGCAACUAUUUGCCAAGGCAAAAAUAGUUGAAUUUCGAGGGUUGGUUUAUGCUGUUUAUGCAUUCUGAAUUCAAUGAUCCAAAAGGCAAUAAAAGUCAAUUUUACUUCUAGUUUGACACUGCUGAUAUUCUCAACAACACAUCAGAUGAUCUUCUCAGGGCUUGCAACAUCAAAGGAGGACAGAUUGUUCGUAUCCGAAAAGCUCUGGAAGAUCUAGAAGUUUGUCAAGUUAGAAUCACUAAUUUAUAUUAUUAA
This is a messenger RNA of Paramuricea clavata, 1655 nucleotides long. Lineage: Eukaryota; Metazoa; Cnidaria; Anthozoa; Malacalcyonacea; Plexauridae. The record is from the annotation of a GenBank genome assembly.